AUGGCUACAGUUACAGAGCAGAUAAAUAUUGAAAAGCUGCAGCUCAGUGAUACAGAAGCCUCCAAAGUGUCUUUCGAGCCCUUUGAGCUUCCUUCCUCGAACCAGCGGGUACUUGGGCCACCACACCCUCCGAACACAGUGAUCCCUCUUGCCUGCCGGGAGGGAAUUUUCACCCAAAAGCUCGCGCGUCACGGCACGUUGCUGUUUCGAGGACUACCCAUUCACAAUGCUGAGGACUUUAGCAAGUUUGCCCUUGCCUUUGGAUACAAGCCACACGAGAUCAUUGGAAUAGUUGUUGACAGGCCCCUACUGGCACCUAAUGUUGCACCCGCGAACGAAGCACCGAAAGAAGUACUCAUUUACAACCACAAUGAAUCUCCACAAGUUCCUCACGCACCGGAGUAUAUAUUUUUCUACGGCCAUCGUGCUCCAGGUAGAGGAGGCGAGUCACCCAUUUCGUCUUCGCUGGAGUUAUUCAAUCGCGCCCAGCAAGAAAUACCCGACUUUAUCGCUGAGAUCGCUGAGAAAGGCAUUCUCAGCAGGGUGACUUACAAAACCGACAAGCAAUACGAGGGAGGCUCGACCCUUCGCCAAGCAUUCGGCAAAGAAAUCGUUGAAGGAGACGACGAGGAAACCAAGAAGCGAAAAAUAGAAGCACAGAUUGAAAGAUAUGGACGGGGUAAAUAUACAACCUGGGAGUGGACAGAUGAUGGGUUGGUGCUCGAGCAUCGCCUACCUGUGAUCCGGACUCAGCCUGGAACCAACUUGCCCUCCCUAUUCACAGGGCUGGCAUCCUAUUGGAAACGGGCGCAGGUUGAUGUUGACGCGCGACGAAACGUUACCCAGCAGCUGUACGGCGAUGGAUCGCUGAUCCCGGAGAAGUAUCUUGCGCAUCUGGCCAAGAUCACAGAUGAGAUUCGAGUGUUGCAUCGUUGGGAAGAGGGCGAUGUGCUUGUCUACGACAAUAUUAUUGCUCAACACGGGAGAGAGCCGUGGCAAGGAGACCAGAGCGAUCGGGUGGUUCUAGCCAGCUUGUUUGAUGGCGAGAAUGUUCCUGGUCCAUAUGGGUUUGGUGGCUGGGCUCGGGUUGUGCAGGCUUCGGAAUGA
Molecule: messenger RNA, 1107 nt
Organism: Penicillium manginii
Lineage: Eukaryota; Fungi; Ascomycota; Eurotiomycetes; Eurotiales; Aspergillaceae
Product: Taurine catabolism dioxygenase TauD/TfdA
Exons: 2
Coding region: 1-1107 (368 amino acids)
Molecular function (GO): oxidoreductase activity
Source: RefSeq, a predicted model, not a curated record